AUGCAAGACGCAAAUACAAAGGUAGACGGAAAAGAGACUGUUGAUCACAAAAGGAAACGUGGGUCGUCCGAAUUUCAACUACCAGCGUGUGGUGAUGAUCAUGGUUUGACAACAACACAAAAUACAAAAGAUGAUAAUAAUAGUUUAAAAGAAACAAUAAAGAAAAAGAAAACAUCCAACAAUGUAGAUGAUCAAAAAGAUAAAGAAGAAGAAGAAGGAUACACAUACACAGAGAAUGAACUAAAAAGUAAACUUCGAAAGGAUUUGGUUGUGAUUUGUCAAUCAUUGGAUAUAAAAUCAUCAAGCUUGACCAAAGAUAUAUUGAUCCAACGAAUCAUAGAUGCACAAAACAAGCGAUUAGAAUUCAAACUUAAAAUGGUUGACAAUAACCCAUUGUACGAUUACAACAAAGGACUGCUCGAGUAUUCAUUGCCGUGGCCAAUCAUUGGUAGAAUACUGGAUCUAGUUUGGACGGAAUCAACUAUUUGUACGUGUUACUAUAGUAGUCAAUUUGUGAAUGAAAUGUAUCAAAAGGCCGCUCCAGAACUUCGGUCCAUGUGGGAGGUGUACAAAGAAUUAAGAAUGGAAUGUCCAAUGCACUCGUACCAUUGGGUCCAUUUCAACAGUUUAGACUUUAGUGAGACUCUCAUGCUAGACAAAAACAGAUGGAGGUAUCUACUUUUAGGUCUAUCCAAGAGAGUGUACCAAUUCCUAACAUCCAAACAUUGUACCAGUCUUACAUUCGAAAACGGAUCAACCUCGUGGCAACACAUCACCAAUCCAUACUUUCCAAUUAAAUCGCCCAAGGUCGUCCGUCUCCAACAAUCUGAAGGUGACCGUCUCUGUGCGCUCCCCUCCCCAGACACAACCGUUUUUAGUUUGGUAGAGAAACUCCAACUAGACUGCUUCCAUAUCAUACCACCUCACACCAAGUCGCUACCUAUUCUAUUCAAGAAUAUCAAAUCGUUGACAGGUCGUAACGAUAAAAUGGGAGAUAUUCGAGAAACAAAGUAUUAUACCAAGUUGUAUACACCUCAAUUCAUAACAAGUUUCAAGAACCUCACAUCACUCAAUUGUUGCUGUUGA
Molecule: messenger RNA, 1086 nt
Organism: Cavenderia fasciculata
Lineage: Eukaryota; Evosea; Eumycetozoa; Acytosteliales; Cavenderiaceae
Exons: 2
Coding region: 1-1086 (361 amino acids)
Source: RefSeq, a predicted model, not a curated record